AUGGUUACCUACAUGAAGGAGGUUGCCAAGCUCGGUGGAGAACUCUCUGUUGACGAGCGCAACCUUCUCUCCGUUGCCUACAAGAACGUUGUCGGUACCCGACGUGCCUCGUGGCGAAUUAUCUCCUCGAUCGAGCAAAAGGAGGAGUCCAAGGGUUCUGACAAGCACGUCACCACCAUCCGUGAUUACCGCAACAAGAUUGAGACCGAGCUUGAGAAGGUCUGCCAAGAUGUUCUGGAUGUUCUAGACGAGAGCCUGAUCCCCAACGCCGCCACCGGUGAAUCUAAGGUCUUUUACCACAAGAUGAAGGGUGAUUACCACCGUUACUUGGCCGAGUUCGCCUCUGGUGAGAAGCGCAAGGUUGCUGCUACUGCUGCCCACGAGGCUUACAAGAGCGCCACCGACGUUGCCCAGACUGAGCUCACGCCGACUCACCCCAUCCGUCUUGGGCUUGCGUUGAACUUCUCCGUCUUCUACUACGAGAUCCUCAACUCGCCCGACCGAGCUUGCCAUCUUGCCAAGCAGGCCUUCGAUGAUGCCAUUGCAGAACUUGACUCGCUCUCUGAGGAGUCUUACCGCGAUAGCACUCUCAUCAUGCAGCUGCUCCGUGACAACCUGACUCUGUGGACUUCAUCAGAGAGCGCCGAGGGCGAUGCUGCUGCCCAAGAGGGUGCUAAGGAUGAGAAGCCAGCCGAGGAAGCUGAGAAGCCGAAGGAGGAUGCCCCGGCUGCCGCUCCCGCCGAGUCGUAG
Molecule: messenger RNA, 750 nt
Organism: Hypoxylon fragiforme
Lineage: Eukaryota; Fungi; Ascomycota; Sordariomycetes; Xylariales; Hypoxylaceae
Product: 14-3-3 protein
Exons: 3
Coding region: 1-750 (249 amino acids)
Biological process (GO): signal transduction
Cellular component (GO): cytoplasm
Source: RefSeq, a predicted model, not a curated record